Miscanthus lutarioriparius is the source of this 1212-nucleotide messenger RNA. Lineage: Eukaryota; Viridiplantae; Streptophyta; Magnoliopsida; Poales; Poaceae. The record is from the annotation of a GenBank genome assembly.
AUGGACGGCGGAUCCUCCACACCGGCGAUCCCCCAACGGACGGCGGCCGCGUCCGCGGCGGAGAUGGAGGAGUACCGGAACUGGAAGAAGAACGCGGCGGUGCUUUACGACCUCGUCAUCUCCCACCCGCUCGAGUGGCCGUCGCUCACCGUGCAGUGGCUCCCAUCGGAGUCCUCGGCCCGCAGACACCGGCUCGUCGUGGGCACUCACACCUCCGACGAGGCCCCCAACAACCUCAUGGUCUUGGACGCGGUGCUACCGCUCCCACCUCGCCUCUCUGCAGCCGCCGCUGCCUCGGGCGGCGCCGUCCCGUCCCCGUCCGUGUCCGUCUCCCGCGUGGCGCCACACCGUGGCGAGGUCAACCGCGCGCGCUGCAUGCCGCAGCGUUCCUAUACGGUGGCCACCAAAACGUGCGUCGACGAGGUGCACGUGUACCAUCUCGGCGAUGGCGACGGCAGCGGGAAGAGCGGCGCCGAUGUUGUGCUCAGGGGGCAUGAGGCGGAGGGUUAUGGCUUGUCAUGGAGCCCGAUGAAGGAGGGGUGGCUGCUGAGCGGCUCGUAUGAUAAGAAGAUUUGCUUGUGGGAUCUCUCCUCUGGGAGUGGAGCUCCUGUUCUGGAUGCACAACAGGUGUUUGAGGCUCAUGAGGAUCUCGUUGAAGAUGUUGCUUGGCACCUGAAGGAUGAAAAUAUAUUUGGAUCUGUUGGGGAUGACUGCAAGUUGAUGAUGUGGGACUUGCGUACAAACAAACCCGAACAAUCUAUUGCUGCGCAUCAAAAGGAGGUCAACUCUUUGUCAUUCAAUCCAUUCAAUGAAUGGAUAUUGGCUACAGCAUCUGGAGACGCAACUAUCAAACUAUUUGACAUGCGAAAACUAUCAAGAAGCUUGCAUACUUUCGACAGUCAUGAGGCGGAGGUGUUUCAGGUUGAAUGGAAUCCAAAUUUGGCUACUGUAUUAGCUUCAUCUGCCGCAGACAAGAGAGUGAUGAUAUGGGAUAUUAAUAGGAUUGGCGAUGAGCAGUCAGAGGAGGAUGCAGACGACGGACCACCGGAGCUGCUGUUCGUCCAUGGAGGCCACACAGCCAAGAUAUCAGAACUGUCGUGGAAUCCUUGCGAGAAAUGGGUCAUUGCCAGCGUAGCUGAAGAUAACAUCCUGCAGAUCUGGGAGAUGGCAGAAAGCAUCUACUGUGAUGACCUCUCCAUGCAGGUUAACUGA